CGGCGCGCCACCGGAGCGGCUCACGCGCGGUGACCGCUUGAGUGCGCGUGUGUGUGAGAGAGUGCGCGUAUGUGUGUGUGAGGAUGACGUGAGAUGGCCGGUGCUACUCGGCUGGUCCUGGCGCGGGCCGCGCUGGCCUGGGCGCUGGUCUGGGUGCUGCUGGCGUGGACAGAGGCCUUCAUGUUGGAGGGGUCGCAACGGUCGUUCGCGCAGUUCCGCAAGUGGAACGCCGGCCUGAACGGCACCCUGGAACUCGAGUUCAAGACGCACUCGCCCAACGGGCUGCUGCUGUACACGGACGACGGCGGCACCUAUGACUUCUUCGAGCUGAAGCUGGUGGAGGGCGCGCUGCGGCUGCGCUACAACCUGGGCGGCGGCGCGCAGAUCCUGACGGAGGGCCGCGACCUCCACGACGGCCACUGGCACAAGGUGGCCGUGCAGCGCGCCGGCGACACCACGUCGCUCACGGUGGACAACGCCACGCAGACGCUCGCCUCCAGGGGCAAGGAGUUCGAGUUCGGCCGGCUCGAGUCCAACUCGGACGUGUUCAUAGGCGGCAUGCCCGCCUUCUACAACAACAAGCUCACCAUGCUCGCGCUGCCGUCCGUCAUCUUCGAGCCGCGCUUCGGCGGCGAGAUCCGGAACCUGGUGUACGCCGACGACGAGGGCGGCGUGCCGCGCCGCCAGGAGAUCCGAAUGAAGGACUUCAAGUGUACCGGCAUGCACUGCGGUGGUAGCCACGGCGGCAGCCACGGCGCUAGCCACGGCGGUAGCCACAGCGUAGGGCACGGUUUGGGCCACAGUCACUCGACCCAGGCCUCGACGCAAGCCCUGCACAGGAGCCCCUACGGCGCGUCCUUCCCAAGCCCUUCGCACAGCCAGCACAGGAGGGGGCUGCGCGGCAACGCGACGGACGCGUGCGAGGAGCGCGACCCGUGCCAGCACGGUGGCAUCUGCAUCUCCACGGACAGCGGGCCCAUCUGCGAGUGCAGGAACCUGGACUUCGAGGGCACCUACUGUGAGAAAGACAGAGCCCCGCCCGAGGCCACCUUCCGGGGCACGGAGUACCUGUCCUACGACCUGAGCCGCACCGGGGGCGAGCCCAUCGUCUCCACGCAGGACACCGUCAGCCUCAGCUUCAAGACCAGGAACCCCGGCGGCCUGCUCUUCUACACCGGCGAAGGGUCCGACUACCUGAACCUGGCCCUCAAGGACGGCGGCGUGGUGCUGUCCAUGAACCUGAGCAACGGUCGCGUCGAGCUAAGCGUCAAGCCCAACCGGGUGCGCUUCGACGACAACGCGUGGCACAGCGUGGUGGUGCAUCGUCGGGUGCAAGUGAUCUCCACGGUGACGACCUUCUGCCACGUGACGGUGAACGUGGAUGGCGUCUACACGGACCGCUCGCACACCGCGGGCUCCGUCACCAUCCUGGCCUCCUCCAAGGUGUUCGUCGGCGGCAGCGACAACACUGCCGCGCUGCCGGGCUCCAAGCAGGAGAACAACUUUGUGGGCUGCCUCCGGAAGGUGGAGUUCUCGGCCGACUCCAUGCGCCUCAGCCUGAUCGAGAUGGCGCGCACCGGCCAGAAGCUCAUCACCGUCGUCGGCCACGUGGACUUCCAGUGCCAGGAGGUGGGCGCCGGCGAGCCCGUGUCCUUCACCACGCCCGAGUCCUUCUUGGUGCUGCCGGCCUGGGACGCGCCGCGGUCGGGGUCGCUGUCGCUCAAACUCCGCACCAACGAGCCCAACGGGCUGGUCCUCUACAGCCACGGCGCCAACUCCAGCCACCCGGACCUGUUCGCGCUGGAGCUGGUCGAGGGCCACCUGUUCCUGCACCUGGACCUGGGCUCGGGCCCGCUCAAGGUGAAGGCCCCUCGGAAGCGCCUGGCCGACGGCGCGUGGCACGAGGUGUCCGUCAGCAGGGCCGGCCGCGACGGCCGCAUCACCAUCGACGGGGCCUCGGCCGAGUUCAGCACCCCUGGCAAGUCGACGCGGCUGGAGCUGGGCGGCGGCCUGGUGGUGGGCGGGCUGGGCCCCGUGCGCGGUCCGGCGGGCUGGCGGCACGCCACUGUACAGGCCGGUGUGCUGCGCCAGGGCUUCGUCGGCUGCCUCCGCGACCUCGUCAUCGACGGCAACGCCGUGGACCUCACCAAGUUCGCCAGCCACCAGGACUCGGGCGCCAUCCGGCCCAUGUGCCACGCCCCCGCCCCGGCGGCGCACUGCGAGCAGGCGGCGCAGGCCUGCAUGAACGGCGGCAGGUGCAGCGAGGGCUGGAACCGCUUCAGCUGCGACUGCAGCGCCACGGCCUUCACGGGCCCCACCUGCGGCAAGGAGGCGACCACCUUCACGUUCAACGGGUCGCAGCACGUGUGGGUGUCGGCGGGCGGCCCGGCGCGCAGCCAGGCCGAGGACGUGGCACUGCGCUUCCGCACCAAGUUCCCCGUCGGCCUGCUCAUGGCCACCAGCUCCGACACGGCGGCCGACCGCCUCGACCUCAUCCUCAGCGGCGGCCGCGUGCGCGUCACCGUGCGCCUGGGCGACCGGGAGAAGGCGCUGGUGUCCGGCGAGGGCCUCAAUGACGACCAGUGGCACACGGUGCGCUUCUCCAGGAGGGGCGAGAACUUCAAGCUCCAGGUGGACGACGAGGCACCCUCGCUGGGCUCCACGGCGCUGGCGCGCAACGGCGUGCUGGAGUGGCGGACGCUGCACAUCGGCGGCUGGCUGCACCUCGAGGAGGAGGUGCAGAUGACGUCGCCGGUGUCCAACUUCGCGGGCUCCAUGCAGCAGCUCACGUUCAACGGCAUGCCCUACCUGGAGAUGGCGCGCGCCCAGGUGCCCGUCAGCCUCGGCGGCCCCGGCGCGACGGCGUCCUCGGGCGGCGCGGCGCACAUCACCGUCACGGCGUCCAUCGGCAAGCGCGACAGCCAGCUCGUGCACCACCCCGUGCACUUCAAGUCCAAGCACACGUUCGUCGGGCUGCCCACGCUCAAGGCCUACAGCGUCACCAACAUCUACUUCCAGUUCAAGACGCGGCAAGCCAACGGCAUCCUGAUGUACAACGGCGGCCGCGACCACGACUUCCUGGCCGUGGAGCUCGUGUCCGGGCACGUGCACUACAUCUUCGACCUCGGGGACGGCCCGGUGCGCCUGCACGACAACGGCCACCUCGCGCUCAACGACAACAAGUGGCACUCGGUGACCAUCAGCAGGCCGGGGCCCCACGAGCACACCCUGCUCGUGGACGACGGCUUCAGCAGCGUGACCAGCAAGGGCAGGAACGAGAACCUGGACCUGGACGGGCUGCUGUAUGUGGGCGGUCUGCCGGAGGACAUGUUCUCGCGCCUGCCGCGGCAAGUCACCUCCCACCAGGGCUACGAGGGCUGCCUGGCCAGCCUGGACCUCAACGGCGAGUCGCCGAACCUCCUGACGGACGCGGCCAUCCAGAGCCCCCAGGUGGUGGAGGGCUGUGCCGGCCAAAACACGCGGUGCAGCGAGAACGUUUGCGCCAACCGGGGAGUGUGCGUCCAGCAGUGGAACUCCUACGCCUGCGACUGCGACCUCACGUCCUACACCGGCCCGAGCUGCACUGAGGAGUCGCUGUCGUACGAGUUCGGCCCCGGCCGCGGCCUCAUCACCUACGCCUUCCCGGAGGAGCGGCGCCCCGAGAUGAAGAGCGACGUGAUCGCGCUGGGCUUCAUCACCACCAAGGACGACGCCAUCCUGCUGCGCGUCGACUCGGCCACCAGCCAGGACUACAUGGAGCUGGAGAUCGUGGAGGGCAACAUGUUCAUGGUGUACAACAUGGGCACCAGCGACCACCCCAUCGGGGACAUCAACGUGCGCGUCAACGACAACCAGUACCACGUGGUGCGCUUCACGCGCUCCGGCGCCAACUCCACCAUCCAGAUCGACGACUACAACGUCCAGACGCAGCACCCGCCCGGCCACCAGCUGUCCGUGUUCAACAGCCAGUCCAAGAUCCAGGUGGGCGGCCGCUGGAGCGCCUCCAAGAAGAAGGUGGAGCGCGCCUUCUCCGGGGUCGUCUCCGGCCUCGUCUUCAACGGCAUCCGCGUGCUCGACCUGGCCGCCUCCAAGGACCGCCGCACCCUCGCCCGCGGCGACGUGCAGCCGCUGACGUCACUGUCGGGCAGAAAGCACGAGCCGCCGCAGCGCAUGCAGCAGACGUCGCCCUCCGCCACCACGGCGUCGGACGACCUGGUGUUCUCCGGGGCGGGCUCGGGCUGCAACGCGGACGACGAGGACGAGUGCACGCCCAUCGUCGACCCCAACGGAGCGGACGACCUCAUCACGCCGGUGUUCAUCCCGCCGACGCGCUCCCCCACGGCGGGGCGUCCGGGCCCCGGCGGCAAGGCCGGCCACGUCCCUGGCGGCGGCGCCGGCAAGCCCGUCUGCGACGACGAGGACUGCUUCGUGGGCUCCGGCUCCGGCGAGAUCACCGUCCCGGAGGAGAACGUGUCCACCACGGGCGCGAAAGGGUCGAGCACCCCGAGCAGCUCCAUCACCACGGACGCGGACGUCGGCACCACCUUCUACGGGCCGGGCACGGGCUCGCCGGAGUCGCCCUACGGCGGCAGCUACACGCCGGGCUCCACGGGCCACGUGUCCACCACCACCGUGGGGGGCGUCGGCUCCACCACGCAGGCCGGCAGCAGCCCCGGACUGCCCCCCGGCCCCGGCCCCGCAGCGCCCGACGGCACCGGCGUGGAGACCCUGCCGCCCUCCACCACGUUCGCCGGCACAGAGCCGGGCAGCACUUCGGGCUCGACGCCGAGCUCCACCUCGACCCAGGGGACAACCAAGUCGACCACCACGUCCACCACCACGACCACAACCACGACUACGACCACCGAGCAUCCGCGCCUGCCGCCCACAAUCAUUCCGAGACCGCCACCCACGCCAAGGAGGCCCGGCCACGGCAGGGACAACAGCCGCAUCUCCCCGGAGGCAGGCGAGACAGCGGCCCUCAUCAUCGGCGUCAUCGCGGGCACGCUCAUCGCCAUCAUCCUCAUCGUGCUCAUCAUCCUGAAGGUCAAGAGCCGCGGCGACGGCGCCUACAAGGUGGACGAGUCGCUGGGCUACGCGGGGCCCGGCCACUCGCCACAAAAUAUAUUGUACUCCAAACAAUCUACACCAUAUCGAUUUUUUUUUAAAUACUCAAAAUCUGACUUAGACUGA
Molecule: messenger RNA, 5193 nt
Organism: Thrips palmi
Lineage: Eukaryota; Metazoa; Arthropoda; Insecta; Thysanoptera; Thripidae
Product: neurexin-1
Exons: 24
Coding region: 94-5193 (1699 amino acids)
Source: RefSeq, a predicted model, not a curated record